This is a messenger RNA of Lineus longissimus, 2226 nucleotides long. RefSeq names its product acidic phospholipase A2 PA4-like. The transcript is spliced from 5 exons. The record is from RefSeq and is a predicted model, not a curated record. Gene Ontology annotation, biological process: arachidonate secretion; phospholipid metabolic process. Lineage: Eukaryota; Metazoa; Nemertea; Pilidiophora; Heteronemertea; Lineidae. Bases 743 to 1492 code for a protein of 249 amino acids.
UAUUCACAGUGCAAUGAUCAGUAUUGUUGAGGCCUUGUGGGGAUCUUCUGUGUCAAUAAUGAUAGUUGUAUGAAUCAUCAGGAUUGCCGUGAGGUUACAUGCAAACAGCCUGCUGGUCAGAUAUGCCAAAGGGCUUCCCACUACAUCUACGUGACUGUCGUAAUUCAUUCACAGCAUUGACAUGUUGCGGGCGCAGCCCAGUCUUGCCUUAAAAGAGGGAUACAAAGCAAAGUUAUAAUUCUUGCCCUUAUGACCUGUUUUCAAGGAGGACUACGCGCAGAUUACUUUCUUCUUCACCGGGAAAUAAGACAGCUACUUUUGGCCGUGAAAGAGGAAAACACAGCUAAUUAUUGUCUUCGUAUAGGGGAUAAACACAUCCUAUAUUGCUGUCUAUAAAGAGGAAUAAGCACUACUCAUAAUUGCCUUCAUCGAGGAAUAAGUAAGGCUCCCUGUUGCCUUCGUUUAUAGAGGAUUAAGCACAGCUAAUUGGUGCCUUCAAAGAGGAAUUAGUAAGGCUCACCGUUGCCUUCGUAAUACAGAGGAUUAAGCAAGGCUCACUGUUGCCUCAUAUUGGAUUAAGUUCAUGGCUGUUUAAUGAGCGCAGCUCAUAUCUUCAUACACAAAUAAACACAACUAUUGUUGCCCUCAUAGAGGAUUAAGCUGAGAGCUCAUCACAACCAAAUAACUUUGUUGCCUUUCCCUGGAGGACGAAGACCCGCUCAUAGCUCCUUCAUAGCUGCUCAUGCCUUUAGAGAGAAACAUACAGCCUUACACCUCUCGUGGGAUGGCUAAUGCGUGGUUUAUCGUGCUUGGCUCCUGUCUGCUCUUCUCCACCCUUUCGUGUGGUGAAUUCACAUCGACUGGAGCUUUGCGUAGGUUGGCCAGGAGGGUUUGUUGUUUUCAAGAUGCUCUGAAACCAUCUUUCGGUUCGGAGCGAAACCUCGACAGAGACACCCGGGAUAAGGAAUACAAAUCGAAAUUGGACCGGUGUCGCCGGGAGUUCUUGCUGUUUGAAAGACAAAAACGCUUUUCAUUUAUGUGGCCAGAAACGAAGUGGUGUGGACCUGGAAAUGUCGCCGACAACUACACGGACCUCGGACCUGAACGGGAGGCGGAUAAAUGCUGCCGAACGCACGAUCACUGCCCGGAUACAAUCCGUCGCUUUUCGUAUGAUAGGAAAUACAAACUGUGGAAUACCUAUUUCUCUACAGUGUCAUCGUGUGCUUGUGACGCUGCUUUCAACAAAUGCCUGCAUAAUGUCAACAAUGCAGCCACCACAGGAAUCGGAGAGAUGUUCUUCAAUAAGCUAAAUGUACCGUGUUUCAAGGAGAAAAGCCCUGGAAGUUCUGAAAUGGCAUUUUUUACCACUGGAAAGUAUGAAGCACCGACGACUCCGACCAGCAUCUCUCCGAAUACGACUCCUACCAGUGUCUCUCCGAAUGCGAACAGUGCUCUAAAGAAUCCUGAUUCCACCAAGCCGAUUUCCCCCUGAUAUCUCCGCUGCGGAAAACUCACCUUACCUUCACACUCAACCGCUGAACAUUAGGAAUUCGCACAUUUUCCGUCUUUCUACAGAUGACUGAACCAAGGGCAAGGGUCAAUAUUGGAUUAAAACAUCGUCGUAAAGGGGUUCAGGUAGAUGCGGGAGCAGUGAAUCAACAGAGGUCCCACAGAGACUUACUGGGCCUCUGUUGAUUCUUUCUCUUCUUCUUCUUCUACUUUCAACUCGUCAUAGACAUUUUUACAAUAUUUAAUCCAUUACAGGCCCUUGUUUCAGUCACCCGUGCAUUCUAUCACGGCUCUCCAGUGCCAUCUAACUACGAUUCGUCAGGGCCUUUCCCUCAGCACAUGACCGAAACGUGCAUGUGCGAGGGAAGGCUCGUACCUUUGACCAUGUUAUUCGAGGAUGUCCAACUAUGCAAGUUUAAGAACUAUUUAUUCGUACCUCCACCAAAUAACUUCAGCCGAAAGAAUACCUUUAUUUGUUACCUUUGUUGUUCAACAUCUCAUAAGCUUUGAUGACAUGCAUUGUUUCCUCAUGUCGUUUUAUCGGCAGCGGUGUUCGACAUUCCUCAGAGGAUACCGACACGCUCAAAGCCGAUAGAUCGGCAUGGCGUUUCCCAAGUGCAAAUUAUUACUGAGAAGUUCUUGGCAAAAAAGAUAAUUUGUAACAUCUUCCCUAUUUGUCAUAAAUAGCAAUAAAGUCCAAAUGAUGUUACCUGCUUA